Molecule: messenger RNA, 1312 nt
Organism: Acomys russatus (golden spiny mouse)
Lineage: Eukaryota; Metazoa; Chordata; Mammalia; Rodentia; Muridae
Gene: Rnf223
Product: ring finger protein 223
Biological process (GO): protein ubiquitination
Molecular function (GO): ubiquitin protein ligase activity
Source: RefSeq, a predicted model, not a curated record
AGAUGAAUCCUGGCUCUAACCCUUCCCCUGGAUCCCCACCCAUUCUGAGCCUGCCAGGGAAGAGGACUAGCCAAUCUCUGAUGUUCAUGCCGUUCAAAGCCACACCCCCAGCCACCAUGACUUGGAGGGUAUAAAUAACCCCGUUUCAAAGCUCAUGGCCUGAGAAUUCAUACCUGUCUCAGUCAGGCAGCUCCUGGAUGAACACAGGCACCACACCUCCCAUUCCCACAUACACACAGAAGAGGUGCUCCAGCCAGACCGGUGCCACAAGAAGGCUGUUGGCUGCUAGCCUGUGGAGGAACACCUGCCAGGUGGAGCAGAGGCUAGGCUGGACCCGGAGGAGGGGAAACAGGCUCUUCUAGAGCCAGUCAGCCUAGAGACGCAGAGCUUUGCUGUUGCCAGUGGAGAGGAUCAUGCCAAGGAACUGUUGACCCCAGCUACCAGCUAAUAAUUAUGUCAUCGGGCCAGCGGUUAUGGCACACAGCUAUGCUACCCCACCGCCAGAGCAGCCCCACAGGCACAGUGCCCAAGUCCCCCGCCUCAGUUGGCAGCCCCAGGUCCCCUGGUACUCCUGGCUCAGAGAGGGUGGCCUCCCCACUGGAAUGUUCCAUCUGCUUCUCAGGCUACGACAACAUCUUCAAGACACCCAAGGAGCUUUCCUGUUCUCAUGUCUUCUGCCUUGAGUGUUUGGCUAGGCUGGCAGCUGCCCAGCCUGCAGGCGGUCCUGGCAGAGAUGCUGUGCCCUGCCCAUUCUGCCGGCAGCCCACCACUGUGCCUGCUGCUGGGGCUCCUGCACUGCGCACCAGUCGUCAGCUACAGGCCAAGAUGCCAGCACACCUACAGAAGGAGGAGCCUGUGUGGCUUGAGGGCACCAAACUGUGCUGCCGCCCCUUGCCCAACGCUUCUGGCCGAGAGGCCAGUGGCUUUGUGAGUGUGGAUGUAGGCUUGAACAAACCAGCUGAGCCUACCCUACCAGUACCUGUUGAGAACCCUGCACCCAACCGAAGCCGUUUGGCCCGCUGUUGGGCACGCUUUGCGGACUGGCGUCGUGUAGCCCUGGUUUCUGUGCUGUUGCUGGUCCUCUUUUGUGUGGUACUCUGGCCUGUGCAGUGUGCGCUCAAAACUGGAAAUCUGCGCUGCCUUAACCGGCCACCUACAGCCACUGCCACUGUCACUGCCACCACCAAUGCCCUCACCCUUGGGCCCCUAGCCAACAACUAAGGUCACCACUUGGGCAAGGCCAGCUAGUCCACCAGCUUCGUGGAUGGGUCUCUGACCCACUGAGGUCAAGAACACAGCAGCUUUAGAUGUU